AUCGCCUGACAAGUUGAUGCCAGAGUAUCGAGCAAAUCCGCUAGAACUUCAGAUUGUUGACAUCACAAAAUGGCCGUUCAAAAGCAAAGUACGCCUUCCUUUGCUUUAAUAACUUCUGUUCUGUCAAUUGUGUUUUACUGUGUUGGGUUUAUAAGAUUGGAGGUGGAGCUAAACGAGCAGAAGAACAGAAUAAAUGCGCUUGAAAGCGUUGUGAAUGCCAUCCCGCCGUCAGAUCUGCCGAACGACCCAAACAUUGAACUACCCAAGAAUUCUCUAGAAAGUCAAAAACUCCCUAUAAUCAGGCGUCAGGUUGACUCAACUAAGAACGCAACGGAAACGAAAAGCAACGCGGAAACCACCAUCAAAACCAGUCAGCGUCUUUUAUCAGAAUGGAGAGCACAUCUGUGUCAAUCGAAGAGUGUGACGUGCUCAUCAGGUCCCCCAGGCCCUCCUGGUCCACCUGGGACAAAAGGAGCUCGGGGAGAAAGGGGAAAGAAAGGAAGGACUGGAAACAAGGGAGAUCAAGGCAUUAUGGGAUUGCCAGGAAAGAGCGGCAAGCAAGGCAUUAUGGGGCCUGUGGGGUUAAAGGGAGAGCCUGGAACCAAGGGUGAGAAAGGAGAAAUAGGACCCGCAGGCAUGCCGGGAAUGAAAGGCGAACCCGGCGAAUCAAUAUCAUCUCCUACUGUUGUUGUUUUUCCUGAGAUGUUGACAGUGAACGAAGGUGGAUCAGCCUCGUUUCAGUGUUCAGCCACCGGUAACCCUGAGCCUGCAGUAGGGUGGAGUAAACUUGAAAAUCGGUCAGAAAUCAUUCAGUCAGCGGUUUCAGGAGGAAAGUUGGAGUUAAAGAAGGUGACCGGAAAUGACUCAGGCGUGUAUGAGUGUUCAGCAACAAACAUCCUGGGGGAUUCAAGGAAAGUGGUGCGAUUAACAGUAAAUGUUCAUCCUAGUGUUGCUCUUCAUCCGGGACCUCACUACAUCGCUGAAGGAAGUAAUUUCAGUCUUCCAGCUUGUCACGUGACUGGCGACCCAGCCCCAUUUGUCACCUGGAGGAAAUCAUCGGGUCAGUUACCCAAGGGGAGGGUGCAGUAUAACAACAGUGCUUUACAGAUCGCAGAUGUCCGUAAAAGCGACUCUGAUACGUAUUUCUGCUCAGCUGUCAAUUUGGCAGGACGUGAUGAAAGAAAAACUCUUUUGGUCGUUGUUCCUCCUCCUCGCUUCACUUUAAAACCGUCUGUGAAGGUUUUUGCCUCUCUUGGCAGCAGUUUGACGCUGAAAUGUAGCGCCACCGGUGAUCCACAACCUGUCAUCAGCUGGAAAAGACAAGGAGCGCAAUUGCCAGUUGGGAGGAGUCGCGUGUCAAAAGACGCGCUGAUCAUUAACAGUGUAAAGCUGGAGGAUGCUGGGAACUACACCUGCGUGGUUACAAGUGCAGGAGUGUCCAGCAUUGAGCAUAGAAGUCGAGUAGUGAUAAAGAAAGGUUAGUUUAGUUGUACGAGAAUAUUUGAAGAAAAUACUUC
Messenger RNA from Orbicella faveolata, 1517 nucleotides. RefSeq lists its product as uncharacterized. Gene Ontology annotation, cellular component: membrane. Lineage: Eukaryota; Metazoa; Cnidaria; Anthozoa; Scleractinia; Merulinidae. The record is from RefSeq and is a predicted model, not a curated record.